Molecule: messenger RNA, 2631 nt
Organism: Pieris brassicae (large cabbage white)
Lineage: Eukaryota; Metazoa; Arthropoda; Insecta; Lepidoptera; Pieridae
Product: bile salt-activated lipase-like
Exons: 3
Coding region: 1122-2573 (483 amino acids)
Source: RefSeq, a predicted model, not a curated record
AACUAUACUUAAAGUGUGGUCUUGAAAUUAAAAACUAGAAAUUUAAACUUACUACUGUGUGAUUCAGAUUGAAACAGAAAAAUGUAUGACUGUAUCUGUCAAUAUCUAUAUUUAUCAAGAAAAAUUUAGCUUCAACAUUUUUAUGCUAUUUUAAAAUGUAGGUACAAUAAAUAUCUUCUUUUUCACCAUGUUGGAGAAUAACUGUAAAUAUUUAUUUUUAAGAUUUUACUAGUCUAUCUUCAUAAUGAUAUUCUACAAAUGUUUACAACAGCUACUAUUUUUUGUACUAGAGAGAGCUUAAUAGAAAGGAAUGAUACUCUUUAAGGAGUAGUUUACUGUCUAAGUAGGUUCACUCGGACACUUGAAAAGAGCUGAUAAUUUAUAACAAUAUAAUUAAUAUAGGUAGAAGGAUAUACUAACAAUAUGUUGAUGACACUGGUGGAAUACAUUUACAGUCACAUUGUUUAGUUUAGAUUUUUUUUAAAUUUAAUAGUGAAUUAAAUGUUAUUGAGGCUUAAAUAAAACCAUUUAAAAAAAUCAUAUAAGUAAUAUAAUCAUUAAACUGUAAAGGAAAAUAUAAAACUGGAUUUCCAUCUAACUAGCCUAUGUGCAUAAGUUAUUUCUUGACGUGACCAUGGUGGCAGAUAUUUUUGCAUAAUGUCUCUUACAAUUAAAAGACAUUGAUGUCAAGACAAUAAUAAUACUUAAUCUUAUAGAUUGAGGUAAGAAACAUAGGUCAAACUAAGAUAAUGGAAAAUGUCAUGAUUCAGUAACAAAUUCUGAACCAACCCCAUUGAAGAUAAACAAGAUAAGGCCUUCGAAUUCCCCAGUAACCCUCAUAUUUUUGGUUCUCAUAUGAUUUGUCUCCAACUCUACAAGAAACAAAUUACUUCCCCUUGAAAAUUAUUCUCAUAAAAUGCCUUUUGUAUUUGUUAAAGUACUUCAUUUUUUAGUUCAUCAGGGUCACUAUCAUCUAGUACUAUUGAAACCUAGUUUGGCUCAAAACUUCACCCUCUCUCUUGGGGCUCUGUCCCUUAAAUAUUGAGUUUUCAAAGCAACUAGUGAGCGAAUUGAGUGAAAGCAUAAUAUAAGCCCCAGGACCGCCGCCUAAAUGGGAAGGCAUGCUGAGAGCUGUCAACGAUAUUGAGGUUUGCCCUCAAGUAAGCAUCGUGACGGGCUCGGUGGUGGGCUCGGAGGAUUGUCUUAAACUCAACGUCUACGUGCCAGCGAAGACGGUGGUGCGUCCGCGCGCCGUCAUGGUAUUUAUACAUGGUGGAGCUUUUAUCGUCGGAAGCGGUGGUCGGUUUAUUUAUGGCCCGGAGUUUCUCAUGAAAAAAGACGUAAUUCUCGUCACGUUUAACUAUAGACUCGGCGCUCUGGGAUUCACAUGCCUCGGUUUAAAAGAGGCUCCCGGUAAUGCCGGCUUAAAGGAUCAAAUAGCCGCUCUGAAAUGGGUUCGAGAUAAUAUUAGUGCAUUCGGUGGUGAUCCGGACAACGUGACAGUGUUCGGAGAAAGCGCGGGUGCCACUUCCGCUUCUCUUCUGAUGGCGAGUAACGCUGCCUCCGGCCUUUUCAAACGCGCUAUCCUGCAGAGCGGUAGUGCGAUAUCGAACUGGGCUAUCAAUCGGGAACCUGUUCGGGUGGCGAGCCUCGUCGCCUCCAAAUUAGGCUUUCAUUCAGAGGACCCACACGAACUCUACGAAUUUUUAAACAAAACUGAUUAUCGGGAUUUGGUUCCAGUUAUGCAUGGUAAACCUGAAGAACUGUUUUUCGAGACUCAAUUACUCCAUUUGCCCUGCGUCGAGGAAAUAAUCCCAGGGGAGAUGUCGGUGAUCACAGAUCUGCCUUGGAAUUUAAUUAUUAAUAAAAAAAAUCGCGUUCCGGUCGUAUACGGCACUAACUCACGAGAGGGAAUGUUCCUGACUGCUGAGGUGGAUGGCUCUGUUGAGGGAAGGAACGGUAAAUACAUCGUUGCAAGUGACCUAAGUUUCUCCAGCGUAGAGGAGGGCAUGCGCGUAUCCCGCGCCGCGCAAGACUAUUAUUUCGGCUCCGAUCGUAUUUCUAUCGAAAGAAUUAAUAAUAUUACAGAUCUAUAUACGCAUUUAUAUUUCGAAGUUCCUUCUAUUCUGGAGUCAGAGCUUCUGCUAAACGCAAGCAGUGAGCCAGUUUUCAACUAUAUAUUUGAUUACUCUGGCGAGCGUAACCUGCUAAAGUUUCGCUCGUCGCGAAGUGGCGGAGGUGAGAAGGGCGCAUGUCAUGGGGACGAGCUUUUCUAUCUGUUUGAUGCUGCCGUGCUGCCCUUUCGUCUGAGCGACGCCGACCGUGCUAUGGUAGACUUCCUUACCUCCCUUUGGUCUAAUUUCGCGAAAUACGGGAAUCCGAGUCCGGCAAAGCAACCUAGUCUAGUCCAUUGGGAGCCAAGCCAUACGGGACAAUUACGGUUUUUGCAUAUCGGGCAAGUGAGCCACAUGGGUGCAAUGCCAAACCCCAGUGCCUAUCGCCUCUGGAGAGACAUUUACCUCAGAUAUCGUAAAACUUACUACAAACAACCAUCAAUACUACAGCCAAGCUAAGUGCUAGCUAGUUUGACUAAAGUUUUGUGCUUGUAAUAUAUAGUAUUAGAUAAGCUUC